AUGGUCACAAUUAGAAGACUUCCAUACUUUGUAGAUCCAGAAGGAGUCAACUUUGCGUAUUAUACUUUGAUUCAGACUCAGCAGUGGUCAAAUAUUCCUAUUUUUGUUAAUUUCUUUCAAGAUUUAACCAAAUCUAGUGUGUUUAGGCCAUGGAAUGAUAAUGCACCAUGUUGGAAGUAUGCUGUGGGUGGCCUUAAUCUUGAAGGAUAUUGUAAGAAUAAUUUAUGA
Dentiscutata erythropus is the source of this 228-nucleotide messenger RNA. The record is from the annotation of a GenBank genome assembly. NCBI's taxonomy places the organism in Eukaryota, Fungi, Glomeromycota, Glomeromycetes, Diversisporales, Gigasporaceae.